CGGUACUUCAGGAUUUAUGUUUAUACAUGUUUAGGAUCACCCUAUAUACGACAAUCAAUGUCAUUUUUUGAAAUAUAAAUAAUCUCGUUGGUUCAAGGACUAGUCGGCAGCGGAGCGUCGAAUAAUUACAAAUGAUUUCAAAAUAGGUGUUUAAACGAAGGUAUAAGAAAUAUGAAUAUAACGUUGUUACGGAAACGCCGUGUAUCACUUUGAACCAGUCCAUAUUGUUCGCGAGCAUAACUUUCAGCUGAUAACUGUUAUCAGACGAACAAACGAAUUCGCCGGCUGUCCAAUCACUUUCACUGUUGUUGAGUCUUUCAGAGACAUGUAGCUAUAUUAUAUAACGUAAAGCAUGUUCUACAUAUACUGUAUAUUUGCAUUGGAUGCAUUUUCGCUGGGGACCUACUUGGCGAUACAGCCGAAGCAUGUUAUCCAGCUGGGUGGGACUUUUUUUACGGUGGGACUCUUAAAAUCCCUCAUAGCGCUAUUAGCAAUUUUCUCGAAAGCCAGUGUGGUUCACAUAAGUAAUAAGAACAAUAAACAAAACGUUAUGGUGUGGUGCUUAUUGUUCUCUGUAUUAGGGAACGUACUUUCGGCGGCAACUUCAUCGGUCCUCUUAUACUUCGUUGCUCGUCUGAUUUGUGUUGCUAGCAUUCCAGUACAAGCCAUAUUGAAAAGUGAAAUAACAAAACAUUCUAAAGACACCGACGAAUCCUCUAAGGUAUUGAUGAAUUUGGAAACCAUCGGAACUGUAGGUUUCAUGGUUGGAAGAGUGAUUGGAGGAUAUUCCGGUGAUUACGUCAGAGGAAACGAAUAUGUGUAUAUGUCGAUGAUAGGGAACAUUCUCAUUUCUAUUGUUUUGGUGAAAUCUUUACCUGAAGAGGAUUCCAAACAAACUAAGGACUCGAAGAAAUCUAAAGACGCCCAAAAAAAUAUGAACAUUAUAGAAGAAGCCUGGCAAGAGAUGUCAUCGUUGUUUACGGAUUUGAGUAUGUUGGCGUCUUCUCAAUACAAAGACGUGUUUGCGAUCAAACUGUUCGUGGAAUACGUUUCGGUGAUCAACUUCAACGCGCUAGGGACAACGUUGAACGCGGAAUACCGAUUGCCGAUGGCGACAAUCGGAUAUUGCAUCGUUUUCAACAUGACCGUUCCGAUAGUGGCAAGUUGGUUCGUUGGUACGGUUCGAUCGAGGUAUUACGCGGAAGAUUCUGGUUACUUAAGAGUGCGGCAUUUCACGACCGUGAUAGUGGCCACUUACGCGAUUUCCUCGGUCACGUCGGAUUUGCCCGUGUUUAUUUUAGCAAUCACGAUGAAUUCGGCAGCGAAGUCGUUUAUAGACUCGGCUCUGGACGAUUUGCUACAUUUAAAAAUCGAAGCAGAUCAAUCUAAAGGCAAAAGAAACCGCACGACAAUUGCCUUGAAAUGUUUUAAUAACAUAAAUACCAUUGCUCAACUCAUUGGACCGCUAACAUCGGGAAUUCUAUCUUGUAUGUUUAGCAUAAGAAGCAAUUUUCUAGCGUGUGCUCUAUUCAUGAUCUUAACAAACCGACUGUCUAAAACUUAGCAGAAGAAGUAUUAUUUUUUUAUAAGCAUAUUUCUAAGCGGAUAGCUGAAAUCCGUGCGCUGAGUAGGUUUACUGAAAAAUGUACAAUUGUGCUCACAACGUAUUGCGAAAUGAAUUCUGUGAUUUUGAAUAAAAUGAUAAGAUAAUAAUGAAUUGUUUUCUCUGUUGCACUUCAAAUAAACCAAAUAUAUCCCUAUUAACAGAUUAAGUG
Acanthoscelides obtectus is the source of this 1775-nucleotide messenger RNA. The record is from the annotation of a GenBank genome assembly. Lineage: Eukaryota; Metazoa; Arthropoda; Insecta; Coleoptera; Chrysomelidae.